Messenger RNA from Prorocentrum cordatum, 2031 nucleotides. NCBI's taxonomy places the organism in Eukaryota, Dinophyceae, Prorocentrales, Prorocentraceae. The record is from the annotation of a GenBank genome assembly.
AUGGCGCACAUCGACGCGGGCAAGACGACCACCACGGAGCGCAUCCUGUACUACACCGGCCGCUCGGACAACAUCGGCGAGGUGCACGAGGGCGAGGCCACCAUGGACUGGAUGGAGCAGGAGCGCGAGCGCGGCAUCACUAUUACGAGCGCGGCCACUACUGCCUUCUGGAACGGCCACCGCAUCAACAUCGUGGACACCCCGGGCCAUGUCGAUUUCACCCUGGAGGUGGAGCGUUCCCUGCGCGUCCUGGACGGCGCGGUGGCCGUGUUCGACGGCGUUGCGGGAGUGGAGCCCCAGACCGAGACGGUGUGGCGCCAGGCGAACAAGUACAACGUGCCCCGCAUCUGCUUCGUGAACAAGAUGGACCGCGACGGCGCAGAUUUCUACAAGGACGUGCAGAUGAUGAAGAAACAGCUCGGCUGCAACCCGGUGCCGAUCCAGCUCCCCAUCGGCCAGGGCAAGACGUUCGCGGGUGUGUACGACCUGGUCUCCGAGAAAUCUGUCACCUGGCUUGGGGAUAAGCUGGGCGCGGAGUUCGAGGUGAAGGACGAGAUUCCCGACGGCAUGGCGGACGUGAUCGCCGAGUACCGCGAAAGCCUCAUCGAGACGGCCGUGGAGAUGGACGAGCAGGCCCUCGAGGCGUACCUGGAGAGUGGUGAGCCGCCUUCCGUGGACGUGCUCAAGAAGUGCAUCCGAAAGGGUACCCUCGGGUUCGACUUCGUGCCCGUCCUGUGCGGCACCGCGUUCAAGAACAAGGGCGUCCAGCCGCUGCUUGACGCGGUGGUGGACUACCUGCCCUCGCCGACGGAUCUGGAGGACACCAGGGGUAAGGACCCCAAGGACCCCGACCAAGUCGUCUUCCGCAAGAACGUGGCGGACGAGAAGUUCUCUGGGCUUGCGUUCAAGGUGGCUGCGGACCCCUUCAUCGGUACGCUGACCUUCUUGCGCAUCUACUCUGGCUCCAUCCAGUCAGGUGACACGAUGAUCAACCCGCGCACCAAGCAGAAGGAGCGCUUCGGGCGCAUGGUCCUGAUGCACGCGAACAAACGAGAGGAGAUCAAGUCGGCCUCCGCUGGCGACAUCAUCGCCAUCGUGGGCCUGAAGGACACGACCACGGGCGACACCCUGUGCGACAUGAAGGACCAGAUCGUACUUGAACGAAUGGACUUCCCGGAGCCCGUGAUCAAGGUCGCGUGCGAGCCGCUUACCACGAAAGACAACGACAAGAUGAUGGAGUCGCUGGCCAAGCUCGCCGCCGAGGACCCGUCGUUCCGGUACAGCCGCGACGAGGAGAGCAAUCAGACGGUAAUCGAGGGCAUGGGUGAGCUGCACCUGGACAUCAUCGUUGACCGUCUCAAGCGCGAGUUCAAGGUCGACUGCUCCGUGGGCGCCCCGCAGGUGGCUUACCGUGAGACGAUCACGAAACCGAUCGAGAACUGGUACACGCACAAGAAGCAGAGCGGCGGGUCGGGGCAGUACGCCAAGAUCAAAGUGUCCUACGAGCCGAACGAGGGCCAGGGAUACGAGUUCGUGAACGAGACAACUGGCGCUAUUAUCCCGAGGGAAUUCAUCCCAGGGAUCCUGAGGGGUACCGAGAACGAGAUGCUGAACGGGAUCCAGGCCGGCUUUCCAGUGGUCGACGUAAAGGUGAAGCUGAUGGAUGGGCAGGUUCACCCCGUCGAUUCCUCGUCAAUUGCCUUCGAAAUCGCCGCGCGCUAUGCGUGGAAGGAGAACGCCAAGGAGUGCGGCCCGAGGAUACUGGAGCCAGUGAUGAAGGUGGAGGUGACCACCCCCGAGGAGUACAUGGGCAACAUCAUCGGCGACCUCAACAGCAGGCGCGGCAUGGUGGCAGAUAUCGCUGACCGCGGCAAUGUAAAGGCGAUCACCGCCAACGUCCCGUUGUCCGGCAUGUUCAGCUACAUCGCGGCCUUGCGCUCCAACUCGAAGGGCCGCGCCACUUACUGCAUGGAGUUCGGCGAGUACAAGCAGCUACCCGACAACCUCGCCGCCGAGGUCAUGGGCAGGUAG